UCUGUAAGCGUGGAGCCUCCUUUGCUCUGGCACACAGACUGGGCUGCAUGGAAGAUCUAUUUGGCUGAGUACUGCGAGCGCACCAAGCAAGUGUUGCCCGUGAAAGAGACCCUGUCUCGUGCAGAGCGUAUCAAGCGCUUAAAGUGUACUAAGAAAGGAAAAGAAGUCUCUAUGAAAGAAAACGAUGACUCCCUGUUGCUCCCCGAGGCGUUUGACCCGUAUCAGCGGACUUACAUUUGCACCCACGGUUGGAAAAAGAGGAAGUCACGCAGUGAAGGUAGUCGUCCAAAGCAGCAUAUACGGUUGACGAAUUGCCCGUUUAGAUUCGUGAUACAGUGGAAUUUGUCAAGGGGCGAGCUGCAAGUAAAGCUUGGAUGCUUUACCCACAAUCACCCGGUAUCGGCUGCUGCCUACGCGACGUAUCCG
Phytophthora sojae is the source of this 426-nucleotide messenger RNA. RefSeq lists its product as hypothetical. Lineage: Eukaryota; Oomycota; Peronosporomycetes; Peronosporales; Peronosporaceae. The annotation marks the transcript as partial. The record is from RefSeq and is a predicted model, not a curated record. The transcript has a single exon.